This is a messenger RNA of Pelmatolapia mariae (spotted tilapia), 1619 nucleotides long. RefSeq names its product transformer-2 protein homolog alpha-like. The coding region runs from base 142 to 1020 and encodes 292 amino acids. Gene Ontology annotation, biological process: positive regulation of mRNA splicing, via spliceosome. The record is from RefSeq and is a predicted model, not a curated record. Lineage: Eukaryota; Metazoa; Chordata; Actinopteri; Cichliformes; Cichlidae. Gene Ontology annotation, cellular component: spliceosomal complex. Gene Ontology annotation, molecular function: RNA binding. The transcript has 8 exons.
AGCGUCCUCCUUAGGCGCAGACCGUUUCUGCUCGGGUCAAAGCAGUACGCGUUUUCGGUAGAGGCAGCAGAAAGAUUAGUCUUCAGAGCAAUUUUAGCGUUAAAUAUCUUUUAACGCAUUUGCUAAACGUGUUAUUUUAUAAUGAGCGACAACGAGAAAGAGUUCAGGGAGCAGGACUCUCGGGCCGGCUCGCGGAGCCCAUCCCCUGGAGGCUCACCUAAAUCCACUAGCCGCUCACCAGCGCGCUCCAGAGGUGGCUCCCAUCAUUCCAGAUCCAAAUCUCAGUCCCGAUCUAGAUCUCGGUCAAGAUCUAAAUCCAGGUCUCGAUCCCAUCGAAGCUCACGCAGGCACCACUCCCGUUCCCGCUCUCGUUCCCGCCGGCGCCGCUCCAGGAGCCGAUCUCGUAGCUCUGAGUACCGCCGGCGCAGGAGCCACAGCCGCUCCCCCAUGUCGAAUCGACGCCGACACAUUGGCAACAGGGCCAACCCAGACCCCAACAACUGUCUGGGCGUGUUUGGUUUGAGCCUCUAUACCACUGAGAGGGACCUAAGGGAGGUUUUCUCUAAGUAUGGCCCGCUGGCAGACGUCAACAUUGUGUAUGACCAGCAGUCGCGUCGAUCCAGAGGUUUUGCCUUUGUCUACUUUGAGAACUGCGAGGACUCCAAGGAGGCCAAGGAGCGAGCUAAUGGAAUGGAGCUGGAUGGACGCAGGAUCCGAGUGGAUUUCUCCAUUACCAAACGAGCCCAUACUCCCACUCCAGGAAUCUACAUGGGACGCCCCACAUAUGGUGGUGGUGGUGGUGGUGGUGGUGGUGGAGGCGGCGGCGGUGGUGGCUCAUCACGUCGUGUCUCAAGGGACUACGACAGGGGCUACGACAGAGGCUAUGAUAGAGGCUACGAUCGUGACUACGAUCGUUACGAUGACCGCGAGUACCGUUCAUACAGGCGCAGAUCUCCAUCUCCUUACUAUAGUAGAGGAUAUCGCUCUCGAUCACGGUCCUACUCACCACGUCACUACUGAGCAACAAGAGAAGAGGCGACAGAAGUGUUACUAUUUGGAUGACAGUUUUUUUUCUGUUGUUUUUGUUUUAAAUCUGACAAUAUUAUGUAUGUGAUUUAAAAACUCUGCAUCUGUUUGUGUAUCAAAAGUUUAACAAAAUUGAUCCAAAAAACCCUAAAUUUCUCCCUGAGCACAAAAAAGUCAGCAGGGAAUCAUGCUGCACCAAGUCUGUGCAAAGAAUCAGUUUUUUUGUUUUUGUUUGUUUGUUUUGUUUUUUUGAAAAAUGAAAAUGGGUUUUGUUUGGUUUUUUUGAAUACUCAGUGUGAUCAAAUGAAUUGAUUGAAAGCACAGUCAGUGGUUGUAAAAAGGCUAGGAUGUGCUCAGUAGUUCUCGGUUUCUUUUGUUUGUUUUUUUUAAUGUAUCAUAGCUGGAUUUUUCUGUGCCAGUUUUCAGCUUUCUCAUUUUGCUCUUUGUUGGUAGGUGAUUUGUUAAACUGUCGUGAGCGUAGUUUGCCCCUCAUUAAGUUUUAAAUGCCAUGUUUCUUUUUCAAUUUGUUUUUGCUUGAUCGAAGAUCCACUUUUGUUUGUAUAUAAGAAAUAAAAAAAAAUAAAAAAUACUUU